Messenger RNA from Cheilinus undulatus (humphead wrasse), 4322 nucleotides. It is a transcript of the gene msh6, whose product is annotated as mutS homolog 6 (E. coli). The record is from RefSeq and is a predicted model, not a curated record. Bases 127 to 4266 code for a protein of 1379 amino acids. The transcript is spliced from 10 exons. Gene Ontology annotation, molecular function: mismatched DNA binding; ATP binding; ATP-dependent DNA damage sensor activity. Gene Ontology annotation, cellular component: MutSalpha complex; nucleus. Gene Ontology annotation, biological process: mismatch repair. NCBI's taxonomy places the organism in Eukaryota, Metazoa, Chordata, Actinopteri, Labriformes, Labridae.
ACAGGAUGCGCUCGCGCCGUGUGGCUGUGGUGCUGAGUGCCAGGUGACGCAGGGAGGCAGAGAGAGCUAGUACACAGACGUUAGCCCAGAUUCAACGGUUAAAAAUCAACUUUUACAUUCGCUAACAUGGCGAAACAAAGCUCCCUCUUCAACUUCUUCACCAAGUCUCCUCCGCCGGUGUCCAAGCCGAAGCCGAGCCCUUCUCCGGCCGAGGCAGACCUGCCUUCCGCGGUGGAAAAGUCCAACUCCUCUCCGAAGGAAGAAGCUAAACAGACUCAGCAACAACAGCCAGCCGUGACCAAGAAACCGAAAAGUAAUUCCAGCAAUGCUAAAGGAGGAUUUAAGAAGCUAUUUGGAGAUAAAGCACCUCCAGCUAAACAGAGCAGCCCCUCAUGCUCAUUUAAUGCUGGGGCUCUUGUGUGGACCAAACUGGAGGGACACCCCUGGUGGCCGUGCAUGGUCGUACCUCAGCCUCUGACGGGGCAGCAGAUGAGAGGCCGGGGGCGGGACCAGCGCCUGCAUGUCCAUUUCUUUGAUGAACCCCCAACAAGAGGAUGGGUCAGCACCAAAUACGUCAGAGAGUACCAAGGCUCUAACCAUAGUGAUUCUAAACCAGGAGGAGUCUUUUUCUGUGGCAAACCUGUGAUCCGCCGGGCGAUGGAGCUCGCUGAUGCAGUUAUGUCUGACAGCCCUGAAAAAAGAAUGAAGAUGCCGAUCUGUAUGGAGCCUUCUGAUGAGGAAGAGGAUGAGGAGGAUGAAGAAAUGGAGCUUGAUAAGUCAACGCUGUCUGACGAAGAGCUCAGUGAUGAGGAUGAGUAUAAAAACGAGGCCAAAAAAUCUCCCAAAGUCGGCCGCCGUUCGUCUCGUGCUGCCAAAGAAAAAGGAAACAAGGCCAAACGCCGCCGCAUCAUUGUAGCCUCAGACAGCGAAGGAUCAGACGAGGACUUCAAACCAGAUCAAGCUGCAUCCAGCAGUGAGGAUGAAGAGGAGGAGGGCGUGGUGAGCAGUGAAGAGGAGGAGGCAGAGAGCAUGGAAGAGUCGGAAGCCGAUAGUCCUGUUAAACCAGCAAAGCGCAAGCGUCCUGCUGAAAAGUCCACAAAGGCAAAAGCACCCUCGAUUCCAGCUAUUACACCAAAAAGAGCUCCUGCAGCCGUCACAGCUGACACAAAAUCUCGUCUGUCAGCCUUCUCUGCUCCUGACACCUUCGAGAGCCAGACGAAUGGAUCAGGAACAAGCGGAGGAGCAACGAUCUGGGACCAUGAGAAGCUGGAUUGGCUGCAGGAUGGCAGGAGGAAAGAUGGCAACAGGCGCAGACAGUCAGAGGAUGAUUAUGAUCCCACAAGCUUAUACGUGCCUGAAGACUUUCUGAACAGAAACACUCCUGGGAUGCGUCGCUGGUGGCAGCUCAAGUCUACGAUGUUUGAUACUGUCGUUUUCUACAAGGUGGGCAAGUUUUACGAGCUCUACCACAUGGACGCAGUGAUUGGAGUAAAUGAGCUGGGACUGACGUUUAUGAAGGGCACAUGGGCACACUCGGGCUUUCCUGAGAUCGGCUUUGCCCGUUUCUCAGACGUGCUGGUUCAGAAAGGUUACAAGGUGGCUCGUGUGGAGCAGACGGAGACCCCUGAGAUGAUGGAAGCCCGCUGUAAGACGAUGUUAAAACCCACAAAGUUUGACAAGGUUGUGAGGCGAGAGGUGUGCAGGAUUAUCACAAAGGGAACCCAGACGUACAGUGUGCUGGAUGGUGCUCCCUCUGAGAGCCAGAGCAAGUUCCUGCUGAGUCUGAAGGAAAAAGCUGAAGAAGAAAGCUCUGGUCGCUGCCGCACGUACGGGGUCUGUUUUGUCGACACCUCUGUGGGGUACUUCCAUGUUGGUCAGUUCCCAGAUGAUCGUCACUGCUCUCGUUUGCGCACCCUGAUUGCACACUUUGCUCCUGCAGAAGUGCUCUUUGAAAAGGGGAACCUAUCUGUUGAAACACGUAAAAUACUCAAAGCUUCUCUGUCAUCUGCACUCCAGGAAGGACUGAACGCAGGCACUCAGUUCUGGGACGCUCAGAAGACUCUUAAAACUUUCUCCGAAGAGGAUUACUUCAGAGAGACGGCUGGGAAAGAUCAGGAGAAGGGGAACAGUUUUCUUCCUACUCUUCUUAAAAAGAUGACGUCUGAAAGUGACUCUCUGGGUUUAACUCCUAAAGAAGGCUACGAGCUGGCUCUGUCAGCGCUGGGCAGCUGCAUUUUCUACCUGAAGAAAUGUCUGGUCGAUCAAGAACUACUCUCCAUGGCUAACUUUGAAGAGUACAUCCCUGUUGAUGUGGAAUUGGAGAAAGCUGCAGGACCUGCUAGUUUCUUUGCCCAGACUCGUCAGCGCAUGGUCCUAGAUGGAGUGACUCUAGCAAACUUGGAGAUCUUUCAGAAUGGCUCAGGAGGAACAGAAGGGACACUGCUGGAGAGAUUGGACACCUGCUCUACUCCAUUUGGUAAGAGGCUGCUGAAGCAGUGGCUCUGUGCUCCUCUGUGUAACCCCACAUCCAUAAAUGAUAGACUGGACGCAGUGGAGGACUUCAUGGGAUCACCAGCUCAGGCUACAGAGGUGUCAGACCUGCUCAAGAAGCUCCCAGAUUUGGAGCGCCUUCUAAGUAAAAUCCACAGCAUUGGCACUCCUCUGAAGGGCCAGGAUCACCCCGACAGCAGAGCCGUUCUCUAUGAGGAGGUCACCUACAGUAAGCGCAAGAUUGCAGACUUCCUCUCAGCACUGGAAGGAUUCAAAACAAUGCAGGAGAUCAUUUCUGUUCUCACUCCUGUAGCAGAGGAGUCUCGAUCCACACUGCUCCGCCAAGUUGUCACAUUAAAAAAUGAAAAAGGCGGCCUUUUCCCCGACCUCACUGCUGAGCUGAGACGCUGGGAAACCGCCUUUGACCACCAGAAAGCUCGCACAACAGGCGUCAUAACCCCUAAAACUGGCUUUGACCCAGAGUAUGACCAUGCUCUGACUGCUAUCAAAAGCUGUGAGCGUGAGCUGCAGGAAUACUUGGACAGGCAGAAGAAGAGACUGGGUUGUAAAAACAUGGCUUACUGGGGGACUGGAAAGAACCGCUACCAGAUGGAGGUGCCAGACAGCGUCUCAGAGAGGAAUAUUCCUGAGGAGUACGAGGUGAAGUCCACAAAGAAGGGGUGGAAGCGUUACGUGACAAAGGAGAGCGAGCGGCUGUUUGCAGAGCUGCAGGGAUUUGAGGAGAAGAGAGACGCCGCCCUGAGAGACUGCAUGAGAAGACUUUUCUACAACUUUGACAAAAACUACAAAGACUGGAAGACAGGGGUGGAGUGCAUGGCAGUGCUGGACGUGCUCCUGGCUCUGUCUCGAUACAGCCAGGGUGGAGACGGGCCAAUGGCGAGGCCACAGGUGGUUCUCCCUGAGGGUGAGGACCAGGCAGCACCCUUCAUUGACCUCACAGGAUCCCGACACCCUUGUGUCACAAAGACCUUUUUUGGCGAUGAUUUCAUUCCUAACGACAUUUACAUUGGCUGUCCUGGAAGCAGCGAGAACAAGGAGGAAAACAUUACCGCCUCAUGUGUCCUAGUAACCGGACCAAACAUGGGAGGAAAGUCUACUCUCAUGAGACAGUGUGGACUGGUGAUCAUCCUCGCUCAGCUCGGGUGUUACGUUCCAGCUGAGAGCCUUCGUUUCUCUCCAGUCGACAGGGUCUUCACUCGGCUGGGAGCCUCAGAUCGUAUCAUGGCAGGAGAGAGUACCUUCUUUGUGGAGCUGAGUGAGACAGCCAGCAUCCUUCACCACGCCACCAAACACUCCCUUGUGCUCCUGGAUGAAUUGGGACGGGGCACAGCCACAUAUGAUGGCACAGCGAUCGCCAGCGCUGUCGUGAAGGAGCUUGCUGAGAAAGUCUGCUGCCGCACGCUCUUCUCCACACAUUACCACUCCCUGGUGGAAGACUAUGCCAACAACCCUGCCGUGCGACUCGGACACAUGGCAUGCAUGGUGGAGAACGAAUGCGAGGAUCCAAGUCAAGAGACCAUCACGUUCCUCUACAAGUUCAUCUCCGGCGCCUGUCCCAAGAGUUACGGCUUCAACGCUGCUCGACUCGCCAGCCUACCUGAGGAGGUCAUCCAAUCAGGACACAAGAAGGCUCGAGAGUUUGAGAAGAGCACCAUCAGCCUCCGUCUUUUCAAGAAGCUGUGCCAGUUUGCUGAAGACACCACUCUGGGAAAAACCCACUUUUCUUCUCUGGUUCAGAUGCUCAACACACUGUAGUUUGUACCCAAACCCUUUGGUUCUGCUGAUUUUGUUUUCUCAGCACUUGAAAAAAC